AUGACAAACAGAGUUGCUGUCUUGCUGGCACUUGUAGGGCUUAUAAGCUUUGCCAGUGCCUCUUUGAUAAAUGUGCAAUCAUUGGCUCAGAUUGACGUAGAGUCUUACGGAUGUGACAAGUCAAAGCUGUAUGAUGCCGAAGAAGGUCUCCAGAAACUUGGUGAGGCCCUCGCUUUUGCUUAGACAGGAAAAUUAGAUCAAGACAUCAAGGAAUUGAGAGAAUUGUAAAUGUUAGCAAAGAAGGGAAUGGAAGAACAAGUGCAGGUCUCAUUUGUUUAAGUUCACAAUCUUCAAUACCUUUACAUGUUAAAACAUAAAUUUGACUCCUUGGCACUUAUCGAAAUGCCAAACACAUUCGCUCGUCCUCAUAUUGAUGGAAUGAAAUCAUAGAUUAACUUAGUUUUGGCAGCUACCGACACUCAAACCAGAAAAGCCUGUUGUGAGAUGUUGUUCAAAAUGAUCGAAGUCUUACUUUUAGAUCUCCUCGAAUUAGAAGAAGAAUGCUAGAAACCUAUCACAAUAAAUAUUGAGGGAGAAAUCAGAAAAAUUUAAAUUAUCAGAGGACACUGUGAUAAUACACCUACUCCAGAAAGACCAAUAAUCCCUCCUGUUGAUCCUAAACCAAUCGAACCCUAACCCAAAACUCCUAUCAUAAUCAUCCCUCCAAAACCCAGGGAUCCAACUCCAAAACCCAAAGAUCCAACUACAUAACCUCCUAAACCAAAGGAUCCAACACCCAAGCCAGGAGAUCCAACACCUAAACCAAAGGAUCCAACACCAAAGCCAGGAGAUCCAACUAAACCUAAGGAUCCAACACCUAAACCAAAGGAUCCAACACCAAAACCAGGAGAUCCAACUAAACCUAAGGAUCCAACUCCUAAGCCAAGAGACCCAACAGCUAAGCCACCUCCUAAACCAAAAACUCCAAGUCCUACACCUUAAGUUGUCAUUGAUUGUGUGAAAGGAGCUAAUGUUGUUGGUGAUAUGAGUGCAAGUUAAGAUUAAGCUGUGGCUGAUUCAGUGAUCGAAGGCAAAGACCUUGCUGGAGCCACCGAUUAUGGUUAUGGUUUCUGGUUGAGAUGGUUGAGCAGAUAUCCAGAUGAAUUGAUCUCAGGAAGAACAAAGAAUACAUAUUACUUUGUAUCCAGAUUGACAACCAAUCAAAAAUUCAAUGAUGCAGAAAUGGGAGAUAGAGUUCUAGCCAUCUGGCAUUAUGACACAGCCUUCCAUUUCACAACAUUAGACAAAGCAUCUCGUAAUCCAAAUGUAAAUCAAAACGUCCCAACUGGAGACAUUGAAGGAUUAUGGAGUUAUGUCUACUACUCAUAUAGUGGAAGAUUAAAGAAGGCCGUUGGUUUAUUGAAAUUCGGAGCUAGUGGAAAGGUACAAUAAGUCUCAUUAGAUGUCACUCACGAUAUCCCAACAUAUCUGAGAUUAAUUGUAGGAGGUAGAUAGUUUAGUUAUCCUGGAUUCAAUGGGUAAUUCACUAAUCCAGUCUUCAAGAUUGGUGAAGGAUCUUAUGUUAAUUCCGAAUUAGAAUUAUUCGAUUACAAUCUUAAAUGCAAUCCUUAUCCAAAAUUAGAUUGUACCGACAGAGCUAAGCAAACCUUAAUCCACAAGGCUGUUAGAUACAGUGUGUAAACUGCAAAAGUACAAACAGUCAAAACUAGUCUCGAAACACCAUUCCCUGAAGAAUACUCAGUUAGUGGUUGGUUCAAAUGGAAGUAAGUAGAGAAUCAAGAACCAUGGCAUUUAAUGUUCAGAGUGUUUUCCACAAAGGAGAAUAAUAAUGCAAAGAAUUUGGGAGAUAGAGAUUUGGCUGGUUGGAUUGGUACUGCAAAUGAUGGUAUUGUCUUGUUGUCCACUUAUUCAUAUAAUAACUUAUUUGGAGAAGAAUAGAAUCAAGAAUGGACAUUUGUCUACUUCGGAUAUUCAUUUAAAUAAAAGACUGCUCAUUCAAUCGUUCACUUCAAGGAAGCUAGAGAAGAGAGAACAUUUGAGAAUGUUAACCAUUUCUUGGUCCAAAGACUCUCAAUCAAUUUGGCAAAGGAUGACCAUUAUCCUUCUUGGAAUGGUAUCAUCGGCAAAUUCAGAAUCGAUUUGUGUAAUGGUGCUUAUGAUCCUAAAUUCCCAAGAACUGCAACACCAGUUCCAAGUCCAUCACCAUUAGGUCCAACUCCACCACCUUCAAAGACUGUUGAACCACCCCCCAAGACUCCAACCAUCAAACCACCUCCUAAACCAGUCAAACCACCCACUCCAGAAGUUGUAGUGUCACCACCUCCUCCCAUCAUUAAAACACCAGAAGUUAUGCAAAAAUGUAUUGAAGGUCAAGCUGCAAUCGGAGAUUCUUCCUCAGCCCCAGAUGUUAAACCAGUUGCUGAUAUCUAAGUACCAGAAGAAGCCUUAAAGGAUGUAACAGAAUAUGGUUAUGGAUUCUGGAGCAGAUGGUUGACUAGACAUCCAGAAUAAUUAUUUGAAGGAAUGAGUGAACCAUGGUAUUUCGUAUCAAGAUUGACAUCAAAUGAUCCAUAUGACAAUAUUAGAAUGGGAGACAGAUUGUUGGCAAUCUUCUUAAGUAAAGAUGGAUACACAUUCAUCACAAAUGAUAAAGGAACUUCUAAUCCAAAUCUCUAUAAGUAAUAACCAUACAAAGACAUUGAAGGUGUUUGGACAUACAUUCAUUUCAGUUUCAGUCCAUUGAAAAAGAAGGCUGUUGCUUUUGUUCAUGCUAACAAAGAAACCUCAUUAAUUGAAUUGGCAGGAAUCACACAUGAAGCUCCAAAGAAAUUAAGAUUCAUCUUGGGAGGUAAUGAUCUCAAACUCUAUCCUGGAUUCAAUGGUUAAUUCACAAGACCAGUAUUGAAGAUCGGUCCAGGUUCAUUCAUUGGUUCUCCUGAAGAUGUUCAAAAGUAUGCCUUAUCAUGCAACCCAUUACCAGAACCAGAUUGCAAGAAGGGAAGAGGAGUCAGCAAUUUGAUUGAAUCAACAAAAGAAUUUAACAAGGGAAGCGAAGUCACUUUGUUUGUUGCUGAUAAUGAAAGACCAUUCCCAGAUAAUUAUGCCGUUGGAGGUUGGUUCUUGUGGACACCAACAGAAUAGGAAGACUGGCAUUUAGCUUUCAGAGUUACAAUUAAUGGAUAAAAACACAACAAGAACGAUUAGUUAUUGGGAGACAGAGAUCUCACAACCUUUUUGAGCAAAUCAGGUAGUUAUCACUUUGCUACCUAUACCUACACUGAUAACUUCGGCAAGGGAAUUCCCAACAAGUACAUUAAUACUGAACAUUAAAACAAACACACUGAAUGGCAUUACAUUUACAUGGCAUAUUCAAGAGUGUAAAAGAGAGUAUUGACUAUUCUAGUAACAAAAGGAGAUAGACAAGUCAAAUACAUCGAUGAAGUCAAUCAUUAUCUUGCUCCAUUGUACAAGAUUUUCUUAGGAAAGGAUCAAUUCUACCCAGCUUAUAAUGGUUAUUUGGCUAAUGUCCAAUUCUUUGCUUGUGAAGGUGCCUAUGAUCCCGAUUACAAACCACCUGGAUAACCAGAAGUUCCUAAGUAACCUGAAGUUCCAGUUAAGCCACCUGAGCCAUAAAAGGAACCAACAUGUUUGAAGGGUGACACAACCAUUGGGGAUAGUGCUUUUGAUUCAUAAAAACCAUUGGUAGAUUUUGUGUUAGACAAACCAGAAUAAUUGUAAGAUGUUAGAGAAUAUGGAUAUCAAUUCUGGAUGAGAUACAUGACUCGUCAUCCUGUACCAAUGUAUCAAGGCAAAAGAGCUCCUUGGUAUUUCGUUGCCAGAUUAUCAGGCAGAAAAGACUUUGAAGAUGUUGGAAAAGGUGAUAGAUUAUUGGCAAUCUAUUAAGGUUAAUCAGAAUAUACAUUUGCUACUAAUGAUCACAAGAAUAACAACUUCAAUACAAUUGCUGGUCGUUUUGAAUUUGGAGAUAUUGAAGCAGUUUGGACCUUUGUUCAAUUCUCAUAUACUUCAGCAGGUAAGGUAGUUUCAUGGAUUUAAUAUGACAACAGUGAACCAAAGACUUUUUCAGUUGCUGUUACACAUGACAAACCUGAAUAUUUGGAAUUUGUAUUAGGAGGUACACAAGGCAGUACUUAUCCAGGAUUCAACGGUCAAUUCACAUCUGUUGUUGUCAAAGUUGGAUAAGGCUCAUUCAUAGAAACAGCCGAAUAAUUCCGUAAGUUUGCCAUCAAUUGCAAUCCUAAACCACUCCCAGUUUGUAAUAAAGCUAAGGAAGUUGUGUUGAUUGAAAAGUCUAAGAGAUUUGAAGCUUAAAGCAGUUGA
Molecule: messenger RNA, 4302 nt
Organism: Paramecium tetraurelia
Lineage: Eukaryota; Ciliophora; Oligohymenophorea; Peniculida; Parameciidae
Exons: 3
Cellular component (GO): nucleus
Source: RefSeq, a predicted model, not a curated record